GGUUUUAUCUGUAGCUCUGUCCCUUCCUUUCGUCUCCUUCGUACUUCUCGCCGCGCGCUACUCUCUUUCUCUUUCCCGAAAGGACGCUCAGAACGCGCGUACACCCCGGCACGUCCACGCGGAAAUCCGUGCAUUACGUGGAACUACCGUACCGGUGAAGAGGAAGAGUCGUACACGUUGCGUGCUCCUUUUGUGCUUGUGGAAAAUCGCGGCCGGAAACACGUGCAAUAUAGCCGACGGUUCGGUGGCGCGCGUUCGCGCGACGAAUUAAACACGCUCGUGCCGUCCUGCGCCCUGACACGCGACAGUGAACCUUUCGAUUCCUUUGUGGUCGCACCGAGUGAGCUCGCGUUUUAUUUCCUACAGCGGCACUCUUAAACACGGACCUGGAAACUCUCACCAAUGGUUCAUAUAGUGGAUGUUGUAUCGUCGCGUCGGAACGACUUGCAAAUGAUGAACCGUCCUAUUCAAGUGAAGCCGGCGGACAGUGAAAACCGCGGAGACAGAAAGCUGUUCGUGGGAAUGCUCAGCAAGCAACAAACCGAAGACGAUGUCAGACAGUUGUUCACUGCCUUUGGCACAAUAGAGGAGUGUACCAUCCUCCGUGGACCUGACGGCAGUAGCAGAGGUUGUGCAUUCGUAAAACUCUCGUCACAUCAAGAAGCGCUAGCGGCGAUUAAUUCUUUACACGGUAGCCAAACUAUGCCGGGUGCGUCAUCCAGCGUAGUGGUAAAGUUCGCAGAUACUGAGAAAGAGAGACAAGUAAGACGCAUGCAGCAAAUGGCCGGGAACAUGAGCAUCCUUAACCCUUUCGUCUUCAAUCAGUUCGGCGCUUACGGCGCUUAUGCUCAGCAGCAAGCAGCCCUCAUGGCUGCCGCAACGGCACAGGGGACGUACAUCAACCCGAUGGCGGCGUUGGCAGCUGGACAAUUGCCGCACGCGUUAAAUGGCAUGCCAAACCCCAUCGUCCCACCGACUUCCGGUUUGCUCGUAGGUACCGGUACAGGGCAGCCGGUUAACGGUGCGAUACCGUCGUUACCGUCGCCAACGAUGCCCAAUUUCAACAUGGCUGCACAAACACCGAACGGUCAACCAACAGGUUCGGAUCCCGGCGUCUACACCAACGGGAUACCUCAGACCUAUGCAGGACAUGCCCUCCAUCUGUCCAUUCCAGCACAAGGGCUGGCCAAUGGGGAUGCGGCAAUCCAGCAUGCCGCCGCGUAUUCUGGAAUUCAACCCUUCGCCGGUGUCGCUUAUCCCGCCGUCUACGGCCAGUUUCCUCAAGCUAUUCCUCAGCCGAUGACCGCCGUGGCACCCACGCAAAGGGAAGGAUGCUCUAUCUCAGGACCCGAGGGCUGCAACCUGUUCAUCUACCACCUGCCUCAGGAUUUCGGAGACAGUGAUCUAAUGCAGAUGUUCGUCCCGUUUGGCAACGUCAUAUCAUCCAAGGUUUUCAUCGACCGGGCCACCAACCAGAGCAAAUGCUUCGGUUUCGUAUCGUUCGAUAAUCCUGCAAGCGCGCAUGCAGCGAUUCAAGCGAUGAAUGGCUUCCAGAUAGGGAUGAAGCGUUUAAAAGUCCAGUUGAAGAGGCCCAAGGACACAAACCGGCCAUACUAACCAAAGUCCUAGCUUAGAGAAACUGGACGAUACGCACCCUACAUCAUAACCUACAGAAUGUCGUACAAGAACACGGGCUCAUUGAACGCUCGACGAUCAGAAGUGACGAGUUUGAAUCACCGUUACAACGCUCUCCACUAUAAUAACCUAGUAUACUAGUUAGGUAAUUAAUUAGAGGAUAAAAAAGUCAGUAGACCGACUUCGCCGGCAGCCACGCGGCGAUGACGAAGAGGCUGAUGCUAAAAAAAAGAAAAGAAAAAAAAAACAUUGGAUAUUCAGCACUGAACCCAGUCCGAGUAGGAUUCACGCUUCAGAGUUCUCGGAUGCUCGGAUAGAACGAAUUAUCUGCUAGAAACGCAUCAAUUAUUCCAUUCUCUCCAUUUUUCUUUUCUUGCGUUCCUAUCCUCUACGCAUCUUCUUUCUUCAUCCUUCGAUCCCUACUGCCAAGCGAGAAUCGUAUCAAAAUGGCGAAAACUUUCUCAACCUUCCUUCCUGUUUUUCUUCGACCUAGCGCUAUCCGAGAAUCCGAUCAUCCGGGAAACCUAACGUCGAGAGGCUAAGAAUCUCUCGAUCGAGUUAUCGUUCCGACGACACGCUAACUCCUAGUUUGAUAAUCACGAUGAACGUUCAAGACGGGUGACUUUGCAACAAUAACCAAAGAAAUACUCUUAGUUCCUGAUACGCAACGGCAUGGCGAUGGAUCGCCGACCGACUGUUGAUACAAAAGUUAACUAUUACUGCGAUUCGAUCCAAUAGAACACGAGAGAAACAGAUACCCUCCUCAGAUUCUUUAGGAAACAACAGCUACUAUCGAGCUACAUUCGUUUCACGAGCUAAACUCCGGCUUUAGUUUCGAACGCAGAAUUCCACGAAUCCGACAUUAAACGUGUCUCAACUCUGGUCCGAGAACGCGCGAUAAAUAUCGAUGUAUCGACGUCGAAUCGUUAGGAUCUUCGAUGGUCCUCGUCAGGACAGACCGCGACGGCAAGUGCCGUCUCUCCUAACGCAAACUUGUCAAUCACGUAUACAGGGUGCUCGUCUCACGCAACGUCUAAAAAAAAAACAAGGAAAAAAAGGAAUUUCUGAAAGAGACUACGUAUGGAACACGAGAAACACGUUUACAUGCGUAUACAUGUCGGUGUAUACAUAUAUAGUAUAUAGUCCGGUGAGAUGGCAAGCGAACCAAAAUAGGAUCCGCAAUUGUAUCCGGCUACCGUCUCGUCGGACGUAUACGUAUACGCGCGCACAUACACGCAUGCACACAUGCACAACACGCGCAUACAUUCAUUAUACACGUAUGUAAUUCGUGUGAAAUUGUGGAAUUAUCAGUGCCGACCCAACAUCCGCGGGUUUAUCGGUUCUCCUUAAGUUUAAGGUUUGAAAACGCAUAGGUCCGUGCUGUAGGUUUUAUAUAAUACAUAUACGACAUUUAAAGGGAUCGUCAGUGCCGUGUCAAAGUGGAUGUCAUCUUGGAGUCCGGUCGUCCGCGCUACGGCGCUCGUUUACAUUAUGUAACGUUUUAUUAUUAUUAUUAUUAUUAUUAUUAGCCUUAUCAUCAUCAUUAUUAUUAUUAAGUACGAUUUAUUGAGUGAAGAGAGCGAACGAAUUUCCGGCCGAAUCUAUCGGGGUUCCUUUUCCAAAUCGAUCAGGAUCAAGAUCAUGUCGAGGCUCGAUGAUUCACGAGUACGUUCUUGUUUGACUGACCGGACACGCAUCGCCCGAGAAAUGUCAACUAGGCUGUGAUUAUUCAAACAAAACAAAAAAACAAGGGGGUGAAUGCUAUGACGACCUUGGGAAGCCCUCUUACGCAGAAUGUUUUUGUCUAUUCGAUUGCGACGGGGGGUAAAUAAUGCUAAACGAUUGCCUGAAUCUGAAUGCCUUUUAGUUCGAGCUUUGUUUAUAUCUAGUCUGCGUCUAGUCAUUUUUACGUGUUCCAUUAUUGUUUGCUGACAGACGAUUUCUGAUCAGAUAUUUAUUUAAUAUUUAUGAUAAUAUUUAGAAGACGGUGCUUUUCGUCUGUUUUGUGGAGUUAGGUUCUUUAGUCGGAAUUCAUCAAGUACUUAAAUAGUUAUAGUUUCAAGGUUCGAGAGCGAAUCAUGUGCAAUCCGUAAUUUUGUUGUGAAUUUUGAUACAGAAUUUUAGUAGAUUGGUGCAUUGUAGGCCUAUGGACAGAAAAUAGAGUGGGAGGGAGACCACUUGUUUUUGGGAGGUUUACAAAUUUCUUCAUUUUUGCAUUUCCUAACUAAUUUCAAAAUUUCUAGCUU
Molecule: messenger RNA, 3881 nt
Organism: Megachile rotundata (alfalfa leafcutting bee)
Lineage: Eukaryota; Metazoa; Arthropoda; Insecta; Hymenoptera; Megachilidae
Product: bruno 3
Molecular function (GO): RNA binding
Source: RefSeq, a predicted model, not a curated record